AUGGUUUCCAGCAUUUUGCAGAUUGCUGUCGCACCCAUCACUGCAGGGUUGCUUCUGAAUAGGUUCUUCCCUUGGAUCUGUAAUGCCAUACGACCACUUUUGCCACCGCUCUCUAUCUUGUUACUCAUAAUUGCAUUUCAUCUGUCUGCAUUCGUCAUUGGAUACUUCUUCUUCCAGAAGGCUCCUGUUGUGAAAGCAUUGCAAAGAACACUAUCCUUUGAGACAGGAAUGCAGAGCAGCCUUCUCGCGCUUGCUCUAGCAAACAGAUUCUUCCAAGAUCCACUUGUGGCUGUGCCUCCAGCUAUCUCCUUCCCAAAGUCCCCAGAACUAGAGUACUUCCCCGCACUCUCUUCUCCGUCUUCCCGAAGCGAUGAUGGCGAAACCAAUCGCUGCUCCUCUCGCUCUCGCCCGCCUACCUUCUCUCCGCCCCGCCGCCCUCUCGUCCCUCCCCGCUCCGCCGCAUUCCUCGCCUCUUCGCCUCCUCGCCAGGACCGCCCCCUCCCCGAGCCCUCCCGGGGCCACCGCGCGAGGCUCGCCGGCCGCGCCGCGGCGGCGAGCCUGCUCGGAGUAGCCGCCCCCGCCGGCUGCUGCUGCUGCUGCUGCUUGGCCCUGUCGCUGGCGGGGCCCGCGUCGGCCGCCGCCGAGACGGCCGCGCUCGUCGGUCCUUCCCUCCAGCUCGCCGAGCCCGCCAACGCGCUGUCCUUGCCUACCUGGGUCGUCCACGUCUCCAGCGUCGUCGAAUGGAUCACAGCUAUGGCAUUGGUGUGGCAAUAUGGAGAAGUGUCUGGAUACGAGUCCUGGAAAGGUCUUUCCUGGGGUAUGGUACCGUUGCUUGGUGGAGCAUUUUGUGCAUGCACAUGGCAUUUCUUUUACAACUCUGAAUCCCUGGAGGUAUUGGUGGCUCUUCAAGCAGCGCUGACUGUGAUAGGAAAUGCAACAAUGUGUUUUGCAGCAUUCCGCAUAUACAGAGCAUCAGAGGAACGCCGUGGAAAAUUGUGAAGCUUUCAUGGAAUUACCACGAAUUUUCUCGAUGCUAGGAGCCAUCUCACUCAUGAAGGUCAAAUUUCAUAGUCCUUGGCGGAUUACAUUGAUACAGAAUUAAUCAUGAGAUGCUGGAAAAGCUGGAGCCUUUGAGAUUUCCUUGGGUUGAUUUGUAUGAUGUAUAUGUACAUAAGAGUGAAAUUAAUUCAGUCUCUGAUAAGUUUGUAUAAAUCAAUCGAUUGGUAGCUUUCCAUUAGGCCUCUUUCAAAUGCAUCUCUGGAGUGUGGAUUUAUCACCUGUUUGCCUCAUCUGGGGACUUACCAGUUUCUUUUCAAAGAAAAAUCCAUUUCCCAAUAGGUUGAUCAGGUUCAGCUUGUAACAUGACAUCUAUGUAAAGCUGGAAAUAUGUUUUGCUUUUACCUUGUUAAUAAAUCCAAGCCAGCUAAUUUCUUCUUCA
Messenger RNA from Eucalyptus grandis, 1438 nucleotides. RefSeq lists its product as uncharacterized. The transcript is spliced from 8 exons. The record is from RefSeq and is a predicted model, not a curated record. NCBI's taxonomy places the organism in Eukaryota, Viridiplantae, Streptophyta, Magnoliopsida, Myrtales, Myrtaceae. Bases 1 to 999 code for a protein of 332 amino acids.